Procambarus clarkii (red swamp crayfish) is the source of this 6120-nucleotide messenger RNA. Its product is annotated as pyrokinin-1 receptor. Gene Ontology annotation, cellular component: plasma membrane. The record is from RefSeq and is a predicted model, not a curated record. Gene Ontology annotation, molecular function: neuromedin U receptor activity. NCBI's taxonomy places the organism in Eukaryota, Metazoa, Arthropoda, Malacostraca, Decapoda, Cambaridae. Gene Ontology annotation, biological process: neuropeptide signaling pathway.
UACCGUUUUGUAUUACACUGCACGAGAAAUAUUAUCGUAAACGCCGGCGAAGAAGCCUGGUGAAGCAGUGUCGGACCUGGUGAAGCAGUGUCGGACCUGGUGAAGCAGUGUUGGACCUGGUGAAGCAGUGUCGGACCUGGUGAAGCAGUGUCGGACCUGGUGAAGCAGUGUCGGACCUGGUGAAGCAGUGAUGGACCUGGUGAAGCAGUGUCGGACUUGGUGAAGCAGUGUCGGACCUGGUGAAGCACUGUCGGACUUGAUGACACCUCGUGUACACUGUUGAGGUGGACAGUGUCUCUAGAAGCUGGUGACGUGUGGGUGCCAUUCCAAGACACUGACAAACUCAUGCUUGAGGCGUCUUGUACCCAGCAAGAAAAUGAUCAGAAUUUGGACGUAACUUUAUGUCAAUAUUCGUAGUGGUUUAAUAAAAGCGACCGAAAAGAAUAAACCAAAUUCCGGGCCAAAAAGUUACGCGAGUUACGGUUUAAUGUUUACACUUGUGUAGAAAACGGCGAACGAAAUAUGCGCUUCGAGGCCGCACAUAGCUGAACAAAUUGUGUAUUUUGAAUCUCAAUAUAUCUCGAGAAUCAAUAUGUAUAUUUGGAACUUGCAUAUUGUUUAAUAUUUAGUGUAUUGGAGACAAUUCCUCGGUACUUAAUCCUUCAAAAAGGAAGAGUCUGAGUUAGAAGAAUCUGGAUAAUUGGGCGACUGCUCAUUACAAGGUGUUAAUUACCUUCCCAAAACGGCCUCAGUCUCUUGUGAGGAAGAGCCAUGGAGGAGGUGAACGACACCUGGACGACCUUGACGACGACAGGCAUGAGCACCACGACCCCGACGACCCAGGGGGCGCUCCUCCCUACCUUCCCCCCAGGGGACGCCAGCACCCCAACGGUGCCUCCUCCGGGAGCCAACCUCACCUCCGGCAGUGAGAGCGGCGGGGGCCAGGAGCUGCCGCACAACCUGACGAUGAUAGUGGUGAUGACAGUGAUCUACAUCCUCAUCACCAUCACCGGCGUCUUGGGCAACGUCGCCACCUGCAUCGUCAUCGUCAGGAACCGCAUCAUGCACACCGCCACCAACUACUACCUCUUCAGCAUGGCCGUCAGCGACCUAUUACUGCUGGCACUAGGCAUGCCAGACGAGUUCUACCUGCUGUGGUGGGGCGAACCUUACAUCUUCGGCUCCGUCUUCUGCUUCAUCCGGGGCUUCACGGCUGAGAUCUCCACCAACGCCUCUAUCCUCACUAUAGCGGCCUUCACAGUGGAGCGAUAUAUAGGUAUAUGCCACCCGCUGCGCUCCCACACUAUGUCGCAGCUGGGCCGCGUCAUCCGCUCCAUAGCCAUCAUAUGGAUAGUCGCCACAGUUUGCGCUGUGCCCAUAGCCAUGCAGUACGGCAUAGUCUACCAGAAGACGCCGGAUGGUCAGGAUAUCCCCAAUACAUCCGGCUGCUACCUCAAGAAGCGAAUCUGGGUGUUCUUCGAAGUCUCCACCGUGCUGUUCUUCGUGGCGCCGAUGCUCUUGAUCACUGUGCUGUACGUGUGCAUCGCUGUGCAGCUCAAGAAGUCUUCGCGGCUGGCUCGCUCAGUCCCCUCCAUCGGCUGUCAUAACUGCGCCUCCACUAACGACGGCUCCAGGAACAAGGCCGUUAUCAAGAUGCUCGUGGCGGUGGUGAUAGCAUUCUUCGUGUGCUUCGCGCCGCACCAGGCCCAGCGGCUGAUGGCCCUCCACGCCGACCCGACCAACCCGGUGGCCGUGCAGCUCUUCAACGUCCUCUUCAACAUCUCGGGCGUGUCCUACUACAUCUCCACCUGCGUCAACCCCAUCCUCUACCACAUCAUGAGCAACCGCUUCAGAGAGGCGCUCCAGGCCACCUUGGAGAGCUGUUAUGGCGGGAGAGGCAGCUCAAGCGGAGGUAGGUGGCGCGCACGCUCCCAGUCCUCCCGCUCUCAACACACUCUUGAACUUACAGAACACUCCCUCAUCACAGACUCCACUACCAACCUCACCACCUCCACCGGCGCCUCCAGCGACGCCUCCAGGUCCGACCACAAGACGCACCUCAAACAAGCGCUGAAUGGCGCGCGCAAGGACGCCGGGAAGGGCAAGAUGGCGUCGCGCAAGACCAGGAACGGAUCUUAUAAGUUCAGACCGCUCUUUAAGCCCAAGCUGCGUCGCGCUGAGAUCGUAGAGAGCCCAGUUGACAUGACUGUGUCCAUUGCGGCGUCUCCCGCGGGUCGUAAGAGGAGCCAGUCAGACAGUCUGCUGAGUGGUGGAUCCAUCAGUAACUGUUCCAUGAAGCACGUUGAAGAGGAGUUUACGAGGAAGGAGCUGUCAGAGGUGAUGGGACGCAUGAACACCAUGGAGGUAUAGACCAGCGUCCUCUCACCAUGAUGAUGCACGCCUGAAAAAGUCUAUUUCUGACGUCAAGAGUCUUCAAUAUAUAUUCCAACUGAUGAUGAUCUUUUAAGGUCAAUGUGGGAGACGAUUAUUAUUUUCAAGUACCUACGGGCUCACCAUAGACCGUGCUACUUGGAACUGUGUGUUCCAAGUAGCGAAUCUUUAACAACAACAACAACAGUUUAUUAUUACAUGCACAAAAGUUGUGUGAUGAAAGUAUCUUCUGUGUCUGUCGCCAUAGGUAUAGUUCCAUCAGCUUGGAAACCAUAUUUACAUCCUGAGAGGGACUCGGGAGUUAGCUUAGUAGUAGUAGUAGGCAUCCAUCAGUCUCAGGAGACUAUGGAGUUGCUCUCUGGUUGUCGGUCUGGAGUGGCCUCUCCACGGCACAAAGCCAGGGUAGGGUCAUAUGGGGGAGAAGCUGUUACCCAUGCAGCAGGUUCCCCCUCUCCACGGUGCCGAAAGUAAAGUUUAAAGCCUCGGUAAUUUUGCAAAAUAACAAUUGUUCACUUAGUAAUAUAUAUGGCUUAGUGUUUUCUCCUGAUAACUACCGUCUACCUUAGUCUUGAGUGUAGUUACGUAGUCUCAAGAUCCUCUCAGACGCCAGGUUGUCAGAGUUAACAAUGGUUCAGUCGGUGCUUGCCUCAGUGCCGAAAACUAACAGCAAUAGUGUAGGUAGUCAAUGUGGAACAGCAAGACCUGCCAGACAGCCAGCUCUCAGUCCUAUAUCACCGAGUGUCAACUAUAAUCAUUUUAUAUCAUUUAAUUAAUUAAUAAUGGCUCAUUAUGCCGGGAGGACAGGUGGUCAGGGUAUGUAUACAUGGCUUAUUAUGUAUACAGGGUACAUAUACAUGCCUUAGUAUGUAUACAGGGUAUAUAUACUUGUUAGACUUAUAGCAAGGCCCCCCUCCCCACGAAGGUCGAACUACUGAUUCCGUAAUACAAGCUGACUAACUCCUGGGUACCUAUUUAUUACUGGGUGAACAGCAGCAUUAGGUGAUAGGACACGCGGCCACCCAUUCCAUUUCCGUCCCGGCCUGUUCUAUCCUGACCCUUUAUCAUCCGUGAGGUUGGUAACCCCACAAGGAUAGGGGAGGAUAACAGACAGUCGACUUGAGAAUGGUCCAGGACGGACCGAAACGUCGUCGUCCCUUCACCUUCUAGUGUGUGGUCUGGUCAACAUACUUCAGCCACGUUAUUGUGACUCCUCGCCUGCAUAGUGGAGGAUAACCCCACAAGGAGAGAGGAGGAUAACCCCACAAGGAGAGAGGAGGAUAACCCCACAAGGAGAGGGUAGGAUAACCCCACAAGGAGAGAGGAGGAUAACCCCACAAGGAGAGGGUAGGAUAACCCCACAAGGAGAGGGUAGGAUAACCCCACAAGGAGAGAGGAGGAUAACCCCACAAGGAGAGAGGAGGAUAACCCCACAAGGAGAGGGUAGGAUAACCCCACAAGGAGAGGGGAGGAUAACCCCACAAGGAGAGAGGAGGAUAACCCCACAAGGAGAGGGUAGGAUAACCCCACAAGGAGAGGGGAGGAUAACCCCACAAGGAGAGGGGAGGAUAACCCCACAAGGAGAGGGGAGGAUAACCCCACAAGGAGAGGGUAGGAUAACCCCACAAGGAGAGGGGAGGAUAACCCCACAAGGAGAGGGGAGGAUAACCCCACAAGGAGAGAGGAGGAUAACUCCACAAGGAGAGGGGAGGAUAACCCCACAAGGAGAGGGGAGGAUAACCCCACAAGGAGAGGAGGAUAACCCCACAAGGAGAGGGGAGGAUAAUCCCACAAGGAGAGGGUAGGAUAACCCCACAAGGAGAGGGUAGGAUAACCCCACAAGGAGAGGGGAGGAUAACCCCACAAGGAGAGGGGAGGAUAACCCCACAAGGAGAGGGGAAGAUAACCCCACAAGGAGAGGGGAGGAUAACCCCACAAGGAGAGGGGAGGAUAACCCCACAAGGAGAGGAGGAUAACCCCACAAGGAGAGGGGAGGAUAACCCCACAAGGAGAGGGGAGGAUAACCCCACAAGGAGAGGGGAGGAUAACCCCACAAGGAGAGGGGAGGAUAACCCCACAAGGAGAGGGGAGGAUAACCCCACAAGGAGAGGAGGAUAACCCCACAAGGAGAGGGGAGGAUAACCCCACAAGGAGAGGGGAGGAUAACCCCACAAGGAGAGGGGAGGAUAACCCCACAAGGAGAGGGGAGGAUAACCCCACAAGGAGAGGGGAGGAUAACCCCACAAGGACUCAUGGUAUAGUGUGUGGACACAGGGUGGAGGAGUGAGACAUGAUCCUAACCUCACCCUAAGUGCAUCUUAGGGUACAAUUCCUCCGUCACUUUACGCUGGGGGACUAGAUCCUCUCUUUUCAUUAACAUAUUAAUACAAAACUUGUAUGUGCAUAUGAUAGUAUGAUAAAAUUAUGCUAGUAUAUAAUCCUAUAUUCUGUAUACAAUAUUUUCACGAUUAUAUCAAUCUAUCUACGAUAGAUAAAUAUGCCAGUAUAUGGCGCCACUUGUGGCCCCGGGGAGUAUAUUGUGGUGUUUAGGUCUGUACAUUGUAGUCAAUAUCUUGUGUUAUCUUCAAGCUCCGUGUUUCCCCUUUAGGGGUGAAAGAUAGUUAUUCUACGAGGAGUAGUUCUCUUUAACUUUCCUGUAGCUGUACUGUGUUUAACUUGAAGCAUGCAAGAACUCGCCCCCUCCAUGCCCAACCACUUGGACUGGACGGUAGAGCGACGGUCUCGCUUCAUGCUGGUCGGCGUUCAAUCCCUGACCGUCCAAGUGGUUGGGGCACCAUUUCUUCCCCCCGUCCCAUCCCAGAUCCUUAUCCUGACCCCUUCCAAGUGCUAUAUAGCCAUAAUGGCUUGGCGCUUUCCCUUGAUAAUUCCUUCCUUCGCCCCCUCCAUUAAGGGGCAACUUGUCCCCUCCAUUAAGGGGGGAAGGGGCGAGUUCUUAAAUACAUUUUCUCUUAAAGAUACAGAUGUCAAAACCAAUAAAUAAUAUAUAAGAGUCGAGUCAUAAUGGUUGUGUUAGUUAUCGUGGGGGUCACUUUCUCAUCAUGUAACGUGGCACUCUUCUCCUUCAUGCCAAUCUUGACCGCCCAGUGUUGGACACAGACCAACAGUAAUUACUGGGACAAAUUGGGUGAUGUGUCUGGUCUUCAACCUUGGACAGACAGACAGACGGAUAUUCGAUAUGAGCGGUAACCUUAACAGUCAAGGUAAUCUGUCACUCGCUCUGUUGUAACAUCUACCAUUGCAAGUCGAGGUGAAUGAUGCAACAUUGACAUAACAGAGCUGCCUCUGUUUAUCUUUUGAUUAUCUUUCUUAUCUUUAUCUUUAAAUCCUCUCUACCAUCCCAGCUCUCAUUCCUAACAUGACUUUCCUCUUAGUUUAUAACUCUUGAGUAUACUUGAGAAGAAUAUAUUUAUAUUAUACCCGAGUAUAAUACCAAUACAGCAAGAUAUACGUUUAUUUCCGGUGAAGAUGGUUCUAAAUCCCUUCCAGGGCUCUUCUCAGAUCCGCUGAGGACUUCAGGACUAUACAGAACUCUAAAUCGCCUUAAGGACUCUGGAAAUCCUCCUCAGGUUGUUUCCAGUGCCAGUCAACUUCCUCCAUUGUGGAGGCUGGCGGGUCUUCCUCCUUCCAAGACAAUCAUGCAAUUUAAAUACAUGAUUAGUUCUUUCAUGGGAUUCAUGUUUGUCAUGUUUGGUUCGAACUGAGUCGGGUGUG